This is a messenger RNA of Ochotona curzoniae (black-lipped pika), 921 nucleotides long. Its product is annotated as vomeronasal type-1 receptor 94-like. The transcript has a single exon. The record is from RefSeq and is a predicted model, not a curated record. Lineage: Eukaryota; Metazoa; Chordata; Mammalia; Lagomorpha; Ochotonidae. Gene Ontology annotation, molecular function: pheromone receptor activity. Gene Ontology annotation, cellular component: membrane. The coding region runs from base 1 to 921 and encodes 306 amino acids. Gene Ontology annotation, biological process: G protein-coupled receptor signaling pathway.
AUGUUAUCACUGAAAAAUGUGUAUUUUUUCCAAGCUGGCAUUGGCAUCUUAGCCAAUACCUCCCUCCUUGUCUUCCACAUCAUUGCAAUACAUCAAUUUCCUAGACCUAGACCAACAGACAUGAUCACUUGUCAACUGGCUUUUGUCCAUAUAGUGAUGCUACUUACCACUCUAGAUAUUUCAUUGGCAGACAUGUCCAAAUCCCUGGGGUUUCCAAAUGAAUUAAAAUGUAAAGUUUUGCUUUACAUGAGUAGAGUGUCUAGGGGUCUCUCCAUCUCCACCACCUGUCUGCUAAGCAUUGUUCAGGUCAUUACCAUCAGUCCCAGCUCCUUCUUCUUGUCAAGAUUUAAACAUAAACUCACAAAACAUGUUGCCAUUGCUUUCUUCUGUAUUUGUUGCUUCAGCCUGUGUUCCAAUAGCAACAUGAUCAUCUACACUGUAGCUCAUUCCAACAGGACCAAUUUAUUCAGUGUCAGUAAGUACUGCUCACUCAUCUCUGUAAAUUCCACCGUCAGGGCACUAUUUCUCGUGCUUAUGCUGUCCCAGAACAUCUUCUUUGUAGGAAUCAUGCUGCUCUCCAGCAUGUACAUGGUGAUUUUCUUAUGUAGCCAUCAGAGGAAGUCUGAGUACCUUCACAGCAUGAGCAUUUCCCCAAGAAUCUCCCCAGCAAAACAGGCCACCUGUACUGUCCUAGUGCUGGUGAGUUUCUUUGUGAUUAUGUACUGUGUGGAUAUCAUCAUCUCAUCCUUCUCAUUCAUACUGUGGAAAUAUGAGCCAGUUGUCCUGGAUAUCCAGAGAAUGGUGGGAAAUAUUUAUGCCACUGUCAGUCCUUUGGUGUUUAUUAGUUCUGAUAAAAGAAUAGUUGGUAUUUUGAAAAAAGUGCUCUGUAUGUGCCAAACAGUUAAAGAGUUGAUGAAGUAA